UCCCCUGACAUUUGGAAACGUCCUCCAUGGCUAAUGCAGUCCCAGGAGCCUUCUGAAGCCAGCGAUUCACCCGCCAGCAUACAGUUCUCCCUUACUGACCUUUGGAUCUUUUCAAGAGCCACCCACCAAUAAUUAAUUUAAUUACAGAAAAAUAUCUGAAAACAAAGCCACUCUCAGUUCCCAAUGUCUUCAGUUCGCGGACGAAUGGCGAACCUAGCCAACUCUGUGUGCUUGAAGAACUCCGUUUCUCUCUGGUCCCCUCUUCAAUCCCCAGCAGCUCACCGCUCUUCUUCAAUCGGAUUCAGAACCUUCCGCAGAAGCUACGUCGUUUCGUCUUCAUCUUUCUCCAAUGAGAACCGGGAGUUUGUGAUUGUUGGUGGUGGCAAUGCGGCUGGCUAUGCGGCAAGGACUUUCGUCGAACACGGAAUGGCCGAUGGACGCCUUUCGAUCGUAUCCAAAGAGGCCCAUGCUCCUUAUGAGCGUCCAGCCCUGACAAAAGGAUAUUUGUUCCCUUUAGAUAAGAAGCCAGCACGAUUACCUGGGUUUCAUACUUGUGUUGGAUCUGGUGGGGAGAGGCAAACACCUGACUGGUAUAAAGAAAAUGGGAUAGAGAUGUUCUAUGAAGAUCCGGUUUCAAAUAUUGAUAUCGAAAAGCAGACCCUGACUACAAAUUCUGGCAAACUGCUUAAGUAUGGAUCACUGAUAGUCGCCACAGGAUGUACAGCCUCAAGGUUACCAGAGAAAAUUGGAGGAAACCUACCUGGUGUUCAUUAUAUCCGGGAUGUUGCAGAUGCUGAUGCACUAAUAUCUUCACUGGAGAAAGCACGGAAGGUGGUUGUUGUUGGUGGUGGUUAUAUUGGUAUGGAGGUUGCUGCUGCUGCUAUUGGUUGGAACCUUGAUACAACUAUCGUAUUUCCAGAUAAUCAUCUUUUGCAAAGGCUGUUUACUCCUUCACUUGCCCAGAGAUAUGAAGAGUUCUACCAACAGAAUGGUGUUAAAUUCUUGAAAGGUGCCUCAAUUAAAAAUUUAGAAGCUGGUGUUGAUGGACGUGUAACAUAUGUUAAGCUUGACGAUGGAUCUACUAUAGAAGCAGACACAGUAAUUAUUGGUAUUGGCGCAAAACCUGCUGUCAGUCCUUUUGAAGGGGCGGGCUUGGAUUCCAGUGUUGGUGGUAUACAGGUUGAUGGUCUGUUCCGGACGCGUGUACCUGGAAUCUUUGCAGUGGGAGAUGUUGCAGCAUUCCCCUUGAAGAUGUAUAACCGUAUAGCGCGAGUUGAACAUGUAGAUCAUGCUCGUCGUUCUGCACAGCAUUGCGUUAAAGCUUUACUGAGUGCACAAACUGACAUAUAUGAUUAUCUCCCAUCUUUCUACUCGAGGGUAUUUGAGUAUGAAGGAAGCCCCAGGAAAAUUUGGUGGCAAUUUUUUGGGGACAAUGUUGGAGAGACCAUUGAAAUUGGUAAUUUUGAUCCCAAGAUUGCUACUUUCUGGAUAGAUUCUGGUAAAUUGAAGGGUGUUCUUCUUGAGAGUGGAAGUCCCGAGGAAUUUCAACUCCUUCCGAAACUUGCAAGGAGCCAGCCUAUUGUUGAUAAAGCCAAGCUUCAGAACGCAGCUUCAGUUGAGGAAGCACUAGAGAUUGCCGGGUCAUCGUUAUAGGCCGAAAGCUGCAGUAUAGCGAGGAAAAGAGCAGCUUGUUUAUGUACUGUUAAUCAAAACCCGAAAGAGUUUUGCAGGAGUAUGCAGAGAAAGAGAGAGGUUGUAUAAUUCCUUUGUGGGAUUUUUGUAGAAAUGUCACCUGAACUUAUACAUUAGUUUCAAUUUGUCACAUUAAAAAAAAAAUUAGGCGAAAUGUCACCUAAAGUUUUCAUAAUCCAUGAUUUGUCACCUGACUUU
Molecule: messenger RNA, 1890 nt
Organism: Prunus avium (sweet cherry)
Lineage: Eukaryota; Viridiplantae; Streptophyta; Magnoliopsida; Rosales; Rosaceae
Gene: MDAR6
Product: monodehydroascorbate reductase 6
Cellular component (GO): cytoplasm
Molecular function (GO): oxidoreductase activity, acting on NAD(P)H
Source: RefSeq, a predicted model, not a curated record